AUGAACGGUGAUCCAUCCGUGAAGGACGGCAAAAAGUCGUUUGAAAAUGUACAGCCAUCUCAUACGGCACUUCAGCAUCAGACAGCCGUCACUGCACUUGCGAACCUCCCCCUGAAGACCGUGGUCUCAGUCUUUCGGCACCAGUGGCACAAGGAUAAAGCCCGCAUAACCUUCGCGCACGCUGAACAGUACAUGCGCGAGCAUGACCUGCCCACCGUAAGGACCGAGUGGCCGAACUUAGGCAAGUACCGACCGAGGCACUGGAGGGUUCACCACUUCCAGCGCCGCCUACUGAAAGAGGAUCUCGUUAGGCUACCAAAGAAGGACCCAAUCACUCAGUCAAAGGCACAUAGCAUCCGGAGCCAUUUCUCUAGAGAGCUGCGUGUUAGCCUACCAAAUGACCUUGCCAAAGUCUACUACGGGAAAAUACCGGCUUGCAUGGACGAUGCCAUCGAUCCCGGCGAGUUCAUAAACCUGGUCGAUCACUUCGGUGCAGAACGGCACCCCAUGAUCCUCACCGUCCCGAUAUCCUUGCAUUUAUGGAGCGUCCAUCAAGACUAUCCAGAUCUCCUCCCGAAGAAACCGGCGCCGUAGGACUGGACCUUGCCGGCGGAUGUCAUCGAAGCUAAUCAUUGGAAGUUCAGAGAAGACCUGUUCUGAAGGGUGGGUCGGACGCAAGGGAUAC
Molecule: messenger RNA, 685 nt
Organism: Daldinia vernicosa
Lineage: Eukaryota; Fungi; Ascomycota; Sordariomycetes; Xylariales; Hypoxylaceae
Exons: 3
Coding region: 1-594 (197 amino acids)
Source: RefSeq, a predicted model, not a curated record